This is a messenger RNA of Oncorhynchus nerka (sockeye salmon), 1070 nucleotides long. It is a transcript of the gene msmp1, whose product is annotated as microseminoprotein, prostate associated 1. Gene Ontology annotation, cellular component: cytoplasm. The transcript has 3 exons. The record is from RefSeq and is a predicted model, not a curated record. Lineage: Eukaryota; Metazoa; Chordata; Actinopteri; Salmoniformes; Salmonidae. Bases 228 to 635 code for a protein of 135 amino acids.
GACAGACUUUUUCCCCUUGCCCCCCCAAAAAAAACCCAACCCAACCCUGUGACACCCCACAUGCCCCACACCCCUGCCUCGACCCUGGUCGGUCCUCGUGAUGGAGCUAACUAACCCCACCUCCACCCUGUACGCUGCGGUCGUAAAGAUGUUGGGGUAUAAAUUGAGGUGGAAGAGAGGAAUCGGAAAACUCUUGAGAACUAGAUCUAGAACUACAAAACGAGAACAUGAAGAACAUGGUGACGAUGGACUCCAUUGUUGGGAGAAACUGGCCACUGACCUUCCUGGCUGGGACACUGCUCUGGACCACCUGCAUUGCGGCUCCUAUGCAGUGCCACUUCAACUCCAAAGCGCUGUGUGUGUACGAGGGAAGACACUUCUCUCUGGGGGAGUCCUGGAUGGAGGACGGCUGUCUGCAGUGUACCUGUCUGCAUCCUGUCGGCGUCGGCUGCUGCGAGACGGUGCAUCACCCGGUGGACUUCCCAGGGUGGUGCGAGGUUCGGGUGGACACUCUGACCUGUAAGAUGACCCUCGUUCAGAGCGCUGACCCCCGCCUGCCCUGCAGCCCCGGGUAUGGACACAGCCUAGACCCCAGCCACGGCUCACUGGAACACUACUUGAAGCUAGCGGAGUAGACAGGGACGGAAUCACAGUCGGACAGUGGAGGCUGGUGGAGGGAGAAAUCGAAGAACGGGCUCAUUUAAUUCCAGCCAUUACAAGGAGCCUGUUCUCCGAUUUAAAGUGGCACCAGCCUCCACUGAAGUUGGACGAUCAACCUCCCUCCACCCGCCUGUCUGUGUACUUCAAACGCUCCAUUCUCAUGUGUUGCAGACCCGUAAUUUGUUAACAUUUAAACCUCAUGAAUAUUACAAUAUAUUGUACCAUAAGCAGAAAAGUAUACUCCAUUGGAAUGCAGAGGGGAUCCCACAUAAUGUAAUCCCACAUUUAUGGCACCCUGUAAUGCUCUACUGUAAAUAUCAACUCUUAUAGUAAUAUAUCUAACAAUUAUUGUCGUAUUUGUUCUUUAUUGCAGUUAUAUUCAGUUAUCCUCUAAAUAAAAUUCUCAUUCA